Molecule: messenger RNA, 868 nt
Organism: Chinchilla lanigera (long-tailed chinchilla)
Lineage: Eukaryota; Metazoa; Chordata; Mammalia; Rodentia; Chinchillidae
Gene: C4bpb
Product: complement component 4 binding protein, beta
Exons: 6
Source: RefSeq, a predicted model, not a curated record
CCAACGUGGGUCAAGUCUUUGGCACGAGAUGUUCUGCUGGGUUGUGCGCUGCCUUGUGUUUGGAUGGCUGAUUUCUGCUUCAGAUGCACAGAGCCAUCCAGAAAUCCCGCCCGUAAGGAACAGCGUAUUCAUUGCACAGGAGAAGGAAGGACGGAUUCUGGGAACUUACAUUUGUAUCAAGGGCUACCACCUGGAAGGAACGCGAGUCUUUGUUUCCGAUGCCUCUGAGGAGUGGGAUGCUUCCGCCACGCAGUGCCGCUUGGGCCACUGUCCUGACCCUGUGUUGGAGAACGGUGAGUUCAAUGCUUCAGGUCCCGUGAAUGUAAGUGACAUAAUCACGUUCAAGUGCAAUGACCACUACGUCCUCAGGGGCAGCAGUUGGAGCCAGUGCCUUGAGGACCACAGCUGGGCACCUCCCUUUCCCACCUGCAAAAGUAGAGACUGUGGCCCCCCUGAGAAGCCAGCUCAUGGCUACUUUAAAGGAGUAAAUUUCACCUCAGGAUCCAUCAUUACUUUUUACUGUGAGAAGAGGUACCGCCUGGUGGGCACAAAGGAGCUGCAGUGCCUAGACGGGGAGUGGAGUGGCACUCUUCCGGCCUGCGAGCUGAUCCCGGAAGCUUAAGCACCAGCCCCACUGACGGGGCUUGAGAAAGCAUUUCUUGCCUUUCAAGAGAGUAAGGACCUAUGCAGUGCCACAGAGAUCUUUAUGAAAAGAGUGAAGGAAAAUGGCUUAACAAUGGAGGAAGUGAAAUACUCUCUGGAGUUUAAGAAAGCUGAGUUGAUGCAAAAAAUGUUGGCCUAACAUAAUAGCUCAGCAGAAUGGUGCUACAGAUGCUCUUAUGAAUAAAUUUUCCUCUUUGUUCUAAAA